Messenger RNA from Echinococcus granulosus, 378 nucleotides. Its product is annotated as Prefoldin subunit 6. The record is from RefSeq and is a predicted model, not a curated record. NCBI's taxonomy places the organism in Eukaryota, Metazoa, Platyhelminthes, Cestoda, Cyclophyllidea, Taeniidae. Gene Ontology annotation, molecular function: protein-folding chaperone binding. Gene Ontology annotation, biological process: chaperone-mediated protein complex assembly; protein folding. Bases 1 to 378 code for a protein of 125 amino acids. The transcript has 2 exons. Gene Ontology annotation, cellular component: prefoldin complex; cytoplasm.
AUGGAGGCUGUCUACAAGUCACUGACAAAAGAGGUGGAGAAACUGCAGGAGGUUGAAAGCAACAUCCAGAAGCGCCUGCAGGCCUACCAGCAGUUGGCAGGUCAGCUGUCGGAAAAUGAAAACGUGGACAAGGAUUUGGAGGAGCUGACGGAGGACAAUAAGGUCUUUAAGCUUAUAGGGCCAGUUUUGGUGGAGCAGAGCCUGGAGGAGGCCCGGGACACCGUCAAAAAGCGCCUCAAGUUCAUUCAGGAUGAGAUGAAGCGAAAUGAUGAGAUGAUGAAGACGAUGGAGAAGGAGCGGGAUAACCACCGGGAGCAGAUCACGAAACUGCAACAGCGAUUUCAACAGGAGCAAACAAAAGCUGCACUUAAAGCAUAG